AGGCCCGUGAGGAUCCAAGAUGUCUGCGCCCAUGCACUGCUAGUGGCUGACGGAGACUUCUUCCUCUGCUCAGGGCCCCUCUGGUACCGGACUGAACCCAAGGACUAUGCUGGGCCGGACUCUCCGAGAAGUUUCUGCAGCACUGAAACAGGGCCAAGUUACACCAACAGAGCUCUGCAAGAAAUGUCUCUCCCUCAUCAAGAAAACCAAGUAUUUAAAUGCCUACAUUACUGUAUCAGAAGAGGUAGCCUUAAAACAAGCUGAAGAAUCAGAGAGAAGAUACAAACAAGGUCAGUCACUUGGAGAUUUAGAUGGAAUUCCCGUUGCCGUAAAAGACAACUUCAGCACAGCUGGCAUUGAGACAACAUGUGCAUCAAACAUGCUAAAAGGUUAUAUACCACCUUACAAUGCCACGGUAGUUCAGAAGUUGUUGGAUCAGGGUGCUCUACUCAUGGGGAAAACAAAUUUAGAUGAGUUUGCUAUGGGAUCUGGAAGCACAGAUGGUGUGUUUGGACCGGUUAAAAACCCCUGGAGUUAUUCAAAGCAACACAGAGAAAGGCGGCCACAUGAUGAGCAUGAUGAUUCCCAUUGGCUGAUAGCUGGAGGGAGCUCAGGUGGCAGUGCGGCCGCUGUGGCAGCGUUCACGUGCUUCGCGGCUCUAGGAUCAGAUACUGGAGGGUCCACCAGAAACCCUGCUGCCCACUGUGGGCUUGUUGGUUUCAAGCCAAGUUAUGGCUUAGUUUCCCGUCACGGCCUCAUUCCCCUGGUGAACUCGAUGGAUGUGCCAGGAAUCUUCACCAGAUGUGUGGAUGAUACAGCUAUCGUGUUAGGUAUACUGGCUGGACAUGACCCCAAAGAUUCCACCACAGUACAAGAUCCUAUUAAACUAUCCAGGAUUCCCAGUGAGGUGGAUGUGAGCAGACUCUGCAUAGGAAUUCCAAAGGAAUAUCUGGUACCAGAGCUGUCGAGUGAGAUACGGUCUCUCUGGUCCCAAGCUGCUGACCUCUUUGAGUCUGAGGGUGCCAAAGUGAUUGAAGUCUCCCUGCCACACACCUGCUACUCAAUAGUCUGCUACCAUGUGCUGUGCACAUCAGAAGUGGCAUCGAAUAUGGCAAGAUUUGAUGGGCUACAAUAUGGUCACAGGUCUGGCAUUGAUGUGUCCACUGAAGCCAUGUAUGCUGCAACCAGACAAGAAGGGUUCAAUGACGUGGUGAGAGGAAGAAUUCUCUCAGGAAACUUUUUCUUAUUAAAAGAAAAUUAUGAGAAUUAUUUCGUCAAAGCGCAGAAAGUGAGGCGCCUCAUUUUAAGGGACUUCGUGAAUGUUUUUGAUUCUGGUGUGGAUGUCCUGCUAACUCCCACCACCCUGACUGAGGCAGUGCCAUACUUGGAGUUCAUCAAAGAGGACAACAGGACGCGGAGUGCCCAGGAUGAUAUUUUUACACAGGCUGUAAACAUGGCAGGCUUACCAGCAGUGAGUGUCCCUGUGGCCCUCUCAAACCAAGGGUUACCAAUAGGACUGCAGUUCAUCGGACGAGCAUUUUGUGACCAGCAACUUUUGACAGUUGCAAAAUGGUUUGAAAAACAAGUACAGUUUCCUGUUAUUCAGCUGCAAGACCUCAUGGAUGAUGGCUCGUUGGUUCUUGAAAAUGGAAAGUUAACUUCUGUUUCUCUAACCCAAUAGUGAUCAACGCUGGGCCUCUGGCUUGCCAGGCAAGCCCUCUGCCAUUGGACUGAACCUCCCUCCCCCAGAUCAUGCCGUUCACCUGACUCUUAAGAGGCUCUGUUCUCUAGAGUGCCCAGUGAUCUUGCUCAGCCCUGUGAUUAGAUCACUGUCGACACUGUCUGUCUUGGGAAUCACUUCUUCAAAUCCCUGUGAUGUUCAUUGUAAUGUUUAUACAUUCAUUAAAUAACGUUAAAUUCAAGUAUUGAAUUUUACUACAACACAAAAAUUCAAGGUCAUAAAAACAAUGCAUUCUGCAUAAUUUUCAUUACGAAGAACAGAAAUUAGAGUAAAACUAAAUUUAGUAAUAAAUGUCUGACUCCCGAGGUGACUGGUGUGGUUUUGACAGGCAGUGGGUCCUGCAGUGGCCUCAGCGGUGUGAGAAAUGCACGCAGGCAGACAGGACUUGCCCUGACGAAAGCGCUGGGCAUAGGAGGAAGUGUGGCCCGCUAGGCCCAGAACCACACGAAGCUGCAGCUCCUUUUGUUUCUCUGGAAACAGAGGUAAAAUGACAGGACUUCCUCCUUACCUCGCCUCUCUCAGAGCAAGCACAGCUCCGGGUCACACUGGAUCACCUCCCUCUUAAUCUCAGGGUGGAAGGUUCCAAAUGCCCAAGGGACACACGGUGUGAACGUGUGAGGAGACCCUGGUGAGGAUGCCAGAGAUGACAUCAUAAGAUCUCUGCGAUUCCGUACUCUUGACCGGCUUCAUCAGUGUUCUCUGUUUGGACCUCUUGAGUCCCACUUAGACAACAUCUAAUAAAAAUGUCCUCUGGAGUGUCAUGGUUAAACAUCUCUGUCUUCGCUAGGACACUUG
Molecule: messenger RNA, 2536 nt
Organism: Microtus oregoni (creeping vole)
Lineage: Eukaryota; Metazoa; Chordata; Mammalia; Rodentia; Cricetidae
Gene: Qrsl1
Product: glutaminyl-tRNA amidotransferase subunit QRSL1
Exons: 11
Coding region: 107-1681 (524 amino acids)
Biological process (GO): mitochondrial translation; glutaminyl-tRNAGln biosynthesis via transamidation
Cellular component (GO): glutamyl-tRNA(Gln) amidotransferase complex; mitochondrion
Molecular function (GO): glutaminyl-tRNA synthase (glutamine-hydrolyzing) activity
Source: RefSeq, a predicted model, not a curated record